GACCAUCGAGACGAGCACCCUCUUACACUUGACUAAGACGGAGAACUAAAACCCCUAGUUCUCUUGUCUCACGGAAUACAAGAACCCUAAGAAACCCCUUGAUUUGAUUUGGGUCCUCUGGGAUUGUGAUUAAGACAUGGAUAAUUCGCGUCCGAACCUGCUGGAGGAAGCGCUAGUGGAGGAUGUCAUUGGCAGUGUAAAGACCCAAAAGCGGGGGCGAGUGGUGGUGGUGGAGGACUGUGUUGAGACCAGCGCCGCUUUCGUGCUCCACCAUUUCCUUAAGCGCUCUCUCCAACCUGACUCCUCUGAUGUCGUCGUUUUCAUCGCCUUUGCCCACCCUUUCUCUCACUACGAACGCAUUCUCCGCAAAAUGGGUUGCAACUUAGCUGUGCAGAGGAAGAAUCAGAGGUUCUUGUUUCUUGACAUGCUUAUGCUGGAGUGUCCAGACAGAAAUGGAGGGGAAGCAAAAGAUGAUGGCUUGCUUACAUUGUACGGGGAAAUUGAGAAAGCAGUAGAGAUAUAUUCGUCGCUUGAAGGCAGUAGAACCAUUACAAUUAUGAUUGAUGACGUCUCCCUUAUGGAAGUGGCGGCUAAUGGUUCAUCAAAUCACGUGUUGGAUUUUCUGCACUACUGCUACACUUUGAAAGCAAAAUAUGGCUGUUCCCUUGUUACUCUUAAUCAUGAGGAUAUCUAUUCCAGUGCAAAUACACUGCCAUUAAUCUUGCAACUGGAGUACCUCGCGGAUGUGAUAAUCAAGGCAGAACCUUUGGCAACUGGUUUAGCAAGUGACGUGCAUGGGCAG
Molecule: messenger RNA, 802 nt
Organism: Nicotiana attenuata
Lineage: Eukaryota; Viridiplantae; Streptophyta; Magnoliopsida; Solanales; Solanaceae
Product: elongator complex protein 6
Biological process (GO): tRNA wobble uridine modification
Cellular component (GO): elongator holoenzyme complex
Source: RefSeq, a predicted model, not a curated record